AUGGGACCACCCGUCAAACAAGCGGUGCAUGAACUCCACCAUUCUGCGGAACUUGGUCAGAUAUGGAUUACGAAUUCAAGCACUGUAGAAUGGUACAGGGAAAAUACAUGCUUUCGAAGAUUUAAAUUUACUGAGAAGGUGAUUUUAGCCGGCUUUACUCGGUGGGAAUCAAACCAGGAAUCAUUAGUUAUUGUUAUAAAGAACUAUAUCCAAGUAUAUUUCUUGGAUGAUGGAGAUUCACAUACUAUCAAGUUGCCAUUUCCAAUUGCAAAAGCAUUCUUCUAUGCGAACGGUCUUCUGCUCGAACUCUUAUAUCAGCCUGAUUUGGUGGAUGGAGACCUGAUGCUGCUCGAACACAAGUUUAUCACAUUGUCUGAUCCUUUGGUACCGUUUGGUUCGAUGUCGUUUGUUACCAACCACGCAGACAUUGACCAAUAUACAAUGUUAUAUUUCCCAGAGAGAGAGACUUACGAUAUCGCAGUCUUGUACAAUGAGUCCAAAAACUUUAUUGGAUUCUACAGUGCUGAGGUACUGAACUCUAAAUCUACCAUUGGGCCUGAUCCCUCUUCACUGUUCAUGAAAAGAAAGAAGAGCUAUGGGAACUUAGUUUCUGCCGAGCCUGUCCCAUUAACUUCAUCUGCGCAGCGGAAGCGCACAACUGAACUGAAUAUUGGCUCCCCCAUUACUAGCAGCAGUUCUGCUGUGAAUGGAAAUAAUCUCGCAUCGACAGGGUUGACUAAUACGCUGAGAAGAAGAUUAACAAUGAAUAGGAGAACGGCUUCAGCUACGGUUAGUGUUGAACAAAAUAAAUUGACUAAUACACCGCGAGCUAGUACCCAUGGCAAUCCUACGGCAAACAAGGGUCCACCACUGAGGAGUACUUCUGCUACUCUGGAUAGGAUGACGAUUUCGAACAGUGCAUUUAACGUACAGUCGCAACUGGGCGUCAAUAAUCAAUCAAAUGAAACAGUACAGCCUGUGCUGUCUAAAGAUGGAGUAUUGACAAAGAUUACUUCUUCGCCAAUUCCUUUUAAAUUUUCUGAAUCCGUUAAGAUUGUGUCUACGAGGUUUAACGAUAAGGUUUCUAUUGCAGUUUAUGAUCGCGAACGCGAUUGGGGUAGAUUGUGGCUUUUCAAUUUAAACUCUUCCCUGGUAGGAAGUAUGAAGUUUAAGGCUUUUGGUUAUUCUCCAGUGUCUCUUGUGAAGUCGAUAGAUAUCAGACAGAUGAUGCUCGUCGAUAUUUGCGCAUAUGAUCCUAAAUAUUUACCUGGUGUGUUUGCAUUAUUACUAGAUGAUAAUAUCACAUUGUUUAAUCCAGUGUUGAAUACGAUGUCGCCGGCUUUCCCAUUAAACAAUGAUCAUAAAUUUCAAAAUAUAUUUGCUAUAUCUCCUACGGAGUUGUUUUUGGAGAAGGGCACUGUAACAAUACCUCCAGCCACCUAUCCACGAAGCCAAACGGUCCAAAAGUACUUUGAGGCAAUAAGAUAUCUAGUGCCUUUAAAGAUUUUCUCAUAUCUACUAUCCAUUUGGCAGCUAAUGAGAAUGCUGGUUGUGGAUCUAGAGACAGAAAAUUACGAUAUUAAGGCAUUUGAGUAUGCUAUCAUGUCGUUUUUGGUCACACCAGAAUCGAGUCUUUAUGAUACAAUAAUUGAAAAAGCUCAAUCUCAUCAACUGUUUUUGCAAUGUAAUACUAUUUUGGAGUGGUUACCUAAGAUUGUAAUAUGCCUUCACCUUCUAAGGGAAGAAUUUCAACUAAAUGUGUUACAGUGCAUGCAUGUGAAACAGUUAGACGAAUUAUUAGGCAAGUUGACGACACUGAUGGGCUGGCCUGAAGUAUGGGUUGAAUAUUAUGGCUCCCGGGAUAAAGCGAUUAAGCCAAUACAGGUAGAUUUCACACACCCACUCGAUGAGCCACCUUCUAUUUUCAAAUCGCUAUAUAGCGUUACGCAAAGUUCACUGAUGGAGAUUGUUCCCUUUAUUACGUUUUCUAGAUUGGCAGAACAUCAAAAGACAACUAUUGACGCCAUAGUAACACCAAGAACCCACAAAUUAUUGAAGUUAUUUGAAUCACUUCAAUCCCGUCCUCAUUUAGCCAAUAACUUACUUGAAAGACUAAAUGAAUUGAACAUCACGCAGGGUGAAUUUGAAACAUAUCCUAUAGGUGUGUAUGCACCGUUAAAGAGAUUUUUACAUGAACUUGAACCAACAAUUAACAAAGUUGAUCCACACAUGAAUAUGUCAUUAAUAACACGGUCAGAUUUGAACAGUUGUAUCGCUCUGAUGAAGGGUGAAUCACCUCGAGAUAUUAAGGAUCUACCUAAUAUUCAAUCUAGGAAACAGUUUGAUUUUAAGGUUAAAGAUAUUGCUGAGUUAACUGGAGCAAUUUUAGAUUUAAGGAAGGGAACCGAAACACCUUUAAGUCCACAUCCAUUGGAGAACUUUGAUAGGAAAGAAAACUUCUUUUUUGAUCAAAGUUUAUUUGACGAAGUAUUGUCGAUGUUCACUUAUUCGAAUCCACACAAAGCAUACUUCCCAUCAUUAAAUGGUGAGUAUACGAAGAUUUUGAAGUUAAAAAAGUACGCCGCAACAACAUCUGCAUAUAAAGCCUUGACUAGUGGUCUUGGAAAAGCUGCAGUUUUCUAUUGCUCUGAGGAUGCGAUUAAUUCGAAAAAGUCACAAAGAGAUGAGUUAAACUUGAACUUCAAGUUCCCUAGUGACGGAAGUAAACUAUCUUUAUCAAAGGACAAGUUUCAAGAUGAGUUCUUAAAGUGGGCUGAGUUUCAUAGAGGGGUUGCAAGAGGAAUUGCAAUAUCUAAAUCGGUUACAAAUGUAACAAGUUCGUGGAUUAACCAUAACCGGCCUCCAUGGCUUGACGCCCAAUAUGGUGGUUUCUUACUAGGACUAGGUUUAAAUGGUCAUUUAAAAGUUUUGGAGGAGUGGCAGCUAUACAACUUCCUAAGUCCAAAAUAUACGCAUAUUAGCAUUGGAUUGUUACUUGGAAUUUGCGCAAGUAUGAAAGGGUCCAUGGAUCUAACUUUAACUAAGGUUUUAAGUGUGCACAUUGUUGCUUUGUUGCCUCCAGGAUCCAGUAAUUUAAACAUCCAUCAUAGAGUGCAAACAUCAGGUUUGAUUGGGGUAGGUUUACUUUACCAAAGCUCACAGCAUAGAAGAAUGAGUGAUUUACUAUAUUCUCAAAUAACCUCUUUUGUUACGAUCAAUGAAGAACAAGUCCCCGAUGAAGGUUACAGAUUGGCAGCAGGUAUUGCAUUAGGAUUGGUAAAUAUGGGCGCCGGAAAUAAAUGCUUUUCUCUGAAGAACAAUGCAGACAUAGAUGAGGAUAUGACUGAUUAUACAGGUGACCAACAAACACCUUCUUCAGCAAUGUUCAGUAUCAAACAUACUACUGGAUAUAUGGAUUCGAGUAUCAUAGAAGGUCUAUUAAAACUUGUAACAACAGUUCAUGAUGUUGAGGAAUCAUGGAUGCCUGAUAAUUCACAGCUAGGUGCAACUGUUUCAUUGAUGUUGAUGUUUUUAAGGUCGAACUGCUCUAUAGUAGCUGAUAAAUUGUCUGCUACAAGUGAUGAUACAAAGCGUGGUGAAACCUGGUACAUAAAACCUGAGUUGUUCAUGUACAGGGAAUGGGCAUCAAAUAUGGUUAUGUGGGAUAAUGUACAAGGAAAUCUUCAAUGGAUUAUAAGUGUUCUUGACGAUAAAGUGGAGACAAGAGCAAUUGAUAGCGAUGUCUUACCAACGUAUUAUAUCAUCGCAGGCCGUGUAUUAUCUGUUGGUAUUAAAUUUGCAUCAAGCAACAGCAUAGAGCUACGAGAUGGCCUUUUCGCAAUUUUAGAUCAAUUCCUACCACUAUAUCAGUACGCAAUGGGCAGUACUGUCGAUGAACAACUAAUGUACAAGGGUAUUUCAAUGUUAAUAAAUGUUUUGAUAAUAUCUUUAAGCUUGAUAAUGUGUGGUUCGGGUGACGUGGAAACGUUCAAGAGGAUCAGGUACUUGCAUAAUGUUGUGCAUGGUAAGGGCUCUUACUUAUAUGAAAUCCCAGAAGAAGCACCACCCCUGGUAAGAGAUAAUGCCGUGACGAUCGAAGGAGAACAGAAUGGAAGAGUCAUUGACCCACUGCUACAUGUGGAGGAAAUUACAAAUCCUACUAAUAACGCCACUGUAGAUGAAGAAUCUGAGAGUGAAGGUGCUAACCAAACCCACCAUCCAAGAGAUAAUGAAAACCAUUACGGCAAAUACAUGGCUACCAACUUAUCUCUAGGAUUGCUAUUCUUGGGUCUGGGACGCUAUUCCAUCAAAACUACUGAUAUCGAUAGUCUCUCAUAUUUGAUUAUAAGUGUAUUACCAACAUUUAUGCCACCUUAUUAUUUACAGGAGACCAAAUAUCUAUGGUGCAUGUCAGUGGACACAAGAGUUUUAAUUUUAAGAGAUGCCGAUACUGAUGAAUUAUGUGAAGAUAUUCAGUUGGAAAUCACAGUUAAAGAACCUAAACUGAAGAAAGGUUCCCAAACGACAGUCCACGAAUGCACAUCGCCAUGCUUGUUACCACCAUUGGAUACCAUCCAAUCCAUUAAAAUUGAAGACCCAGCUUACUAUCCAUUAGUUAUGGAGUUCAGUGAGACUUUUACAGCAGAGAAUUGCUUUAAGAAGGAAUGCGCUAUUUAUGUUAAGAAACGAGACGAUAUUGAUGAAAAUGUUGACCCAGCUUUAGAUCCACUGGAAUAUAUGAAUAACGUCAAGAAGGAAUUAUAUAGAAGGCUAUCGGAACGUGAUGUUGCAGAAAAUGAUACAGAGGUGAAGAAAAAUGACAACUUGGCGCAAAAUUUACUAAGCAAGUUAGCGUUGCAAGAUUCCACACGGCUCGAGCUUGAGGAUGCUGUUUCUAAUCAUACAACACUGCUACAAGAUCAUAGUUUCAACUUAGAUAUGAUCUGCAGCUCUGAAGAUACAGAUUACCAGUUAGAGUUAUGGAGGAGGAGACAUGGUUUGUAG
This is a messenger RNA of Eremothecium sinecaudum, 5004 nucleotides long. It is a transcript of the gene APC1, whose product is annotated as anaphase promoting complex subunit 1. Gene Ontology annotation, cellular component: anaphase-promoting complex. Lineage: Eukaryota; Fungi; Ascomycota; Saccharomycetes; Saccharomycetales; Saccharomycetaceae. Gene Ontology annotation, biological process: protein K11-linked ubiquitination; anaphase-promoting complex-dependent catabolic process; metaphase/anaphase transition of mitotic cell cycle. The coding region runs from base 1 to 5004 and encodes 1667 amino acids. Gene Ontology annotation, molecular function: molecular adaptor activity. The record is from RefSeq and is a predicted model, not a curated record. The transcript has a single exon.